AUGAUGAGGUUGAGUACUGUGUCUUCAGCAAUCAUCUGCUGCCACGCUGCUGCGACGUUGAAUUCGUCACAUGCUUUAGUGGUUUCCAAAAGUUCCAUCCGAAGGGCUGGCGCCCUGUCGGAGGGGCGAGAGAGUGCGGUCGCCGCCGCGAUGGACCAGAUGGAGCAGGUUGUGGACGGGCCGGUGGUAGAUCUCAGGGGGGGCAAGACGACGGGGUCGAAAAAGGUGGGCAGAGGCCGGGUUGACUCCCCUCUGGUCGUGGGUCGUGAGGGCGUGCAAUAG
This is a messenger RNA of Ectocarpus sp. CCAP 1310/34, 282 nucleotides long. Lineage: Eukaryota; Phaeophyceae; Ectocarpales; Ectocarpaceae. The record is from the annotation of a GenBank genome assembly.